Messenger RNA from Meriones unguiculatus (Mongolian gerbil), 3151 nucleotides. RefSeq names its product cortactin (gene Cttn). Gene Ontology annotation, cellular component: actin filament; lamellipodium; cortical actin cytoskeleton. Gene Ontology annotation, molecular function: actin filament binding. NCBI's taxonomy places the organism in Eukaryota, Metazoa, Chordata, Mammalia, Rodentia, Muridae. The transcript is spliced from 18 exons. Gene Ontology annotation, biological process: regulation of actin filament polymerization. The coding region runs from base 226 to 1866 and encodes 546 amino acids. The record is from RefSeq and is a predicted model, not a curated record.
GCGGGGCCGGCCUGGAACGAGGCGGGGUCUCGCGUGGCCCCGGAUGCGGCCCCGCCCCCGAGGAACCGGAAGUGAGCGGGCGCUGGGAGCGACGGGGCGCGGCGGGAGCCUGGCCGACCUGGCUGGCGCGGUAAUCACUGAUCAUCGCAGAUGCUCUCACAUUUCUCCUUGGUUUCCUUGGAUACGGAUAGAUUCUGAGCUGCCUUUCCCAGCAAAAAAAGAAAGAUGUGGAAAGCUUCUGCAGGCCACGCCGUGUCCAUCACCCAGGACGAUGGGGGAGCCGAUGACUGGGAGACUGACCCCGAUUUUGUGAAUGAUGUGAGUGAGAAGGAACAAAGAUGGGGCGCCAAAACCGUGCAGGGAUCGGGUCACCAGGAACACAUCAACAUCCACAAGCUGCGAGAGAACGUCUUCCAAGAGCACCAGACACUCAAGGAGAAGGAGCUGGAAACGGGGCCCAAGGCUUCCCACGGCUAUGGCGGGAAGUUCGGUGUAGAACAGGAUAGGAUGGACAAGUCAGCUGUUGGCCACGAGUACCAGUCAAAGCUUUCCAAGCAUUGCUCACAAGUGGACUCAGUCCGGGGCUUUGGAGGCAAGUUUGGUGUCCAGAUGGACAGGGUGGAUCAGUCUGCCGUAGGCUUUGAAUACCAGGGGAAGACGGAGAAGCAUGCCUCCCAGAAAGACUACUCUAGUGGCUUCGGCGGGAAGUAUGGUGUGCAAGCCGACCGUGUGGACAAGAGCGCCGUGGGCUUUGACUACCAGGGCAAGACGGAGAAGCACGAGUCACAGAAAGAUUACUCCAAAGGUUUUGGUGGCAAAUACGGAAUCGACAAGGACAAAGUGGAUAAAAGUGCUGUGGGCUUUGAGUACCAAGGCAAAACAGAGAAGCACGAGUCCCAGAAAGACUACGUGAAAGGGUUUGGAGGAAAAUUUGGUGUGCAGACAGACAGACAAGACAAGUGUGCCCUUGGCUGGGACCAUCAAGAGAAGCUGCAGCUGCAUGAGUCCCAAAAAGACUAUAAGACUGGUUUCGGAGGCAAAUUUGGUGUUCAGUCCGAGAGGCAGGACUCCUCCGCUGUGGGGUUUGAUUACAAGGAGAAAUUGGCCAAGCACGAGUCCCAGCAAGACUAUGCCAAAGGAUUCGGCGGGAAGUAUGGGGUCCAGAAGGAUCGGAUGGACAAGAACGCAUCUACUUUUGAAGAUGUGGUCCAGGUGCCCUCUGCCUAUCAGAAGACUGUCCCCAUCGAGGCUGUGACCAGCAAAACCAGUAAUAUCCGAGCUAACUUUGAAAACAUGGCAAAGGAGAGAGAGCAGGAGGACAGGCGGAAGGCUGAAGCAGAGAGAGCUCAGCGGAUGGCCAAAGAGAGGCAGGAGCAGGAGGAGGCUCGAAGGAAGCUGGAAGAGCAAGCCAGAGCCAAGAAGCAGACACCCCCUGCAUCCCCUAGUCCUCAACCAGCUGAGGACGGACCGCCCUCCAGCCCCAUCUACGAGGAUGCAGUUCCGUUCAAGGCAGAGCCGAGUUACCGAAGUAGUGAGCCGGAGCCCGUGUACAGCACUGAGGCCGCAGGUGUCCCUGAGGCCAGCAGCCAGCAAGGCCUAGCCUACACAUCAGAACCUGUCUACGAGACCACCGAAGCUCCCGGCCACUACCAAGCAGAGGAUGACACCUACGAUGGAUACGAAAGUGACCUGGGCAUCACAGCCAUCGCCCUGUAUGACUACCAAGCUGCUGGCGAUGAUGAGAUCUCUUUUGACCCUGAUGACAUCAUCACCAACAUAGAAAUGAUUGACGAUGGCUGGUGGCGCGGGGUGUGCAAAGGCAGAUAUGGGCUCUUCCCAGCCAACUACGUGGAGCUGCGGCAGUAGGGCAUCCGGCCAGCACCGACCAGCACCAGCACGGGGUUCACACUACAGAUCAUCUGCGUGUAUUUGAGUUGGUUUCUGUUUCUGUUUCUGUUCUCUGAAGGUGGGGAAGGGAAUAUACGUAUUGCCUUUAUAUUUAAUACUUCUGCUGAUGCUUCAGGCCAUGUCCUGCCACAGAAUUUGCUAAUAUCUGAUAAUCGUGUUCAUAGAGAACCUGGGUGAUUACUUUCAGCAUCCCAGUUUGCCAGGUUGACCGUGGUAUGUAGCCACUUCAGGGUCUGUGCCUCUCCUGAGGUUGGUGGUACCUGUGGCCUUGUGUGCCCCGCCCUCCCCCAUGGCAGUCGGAUUCUCCAGAAGGCUCCUGGAGCGGCCACUCAGCGAGGGGGCUUUCUGGGGUCCAGUGUUUGGAAGAAGAGGAAAGGGGACCAAAGGAAAGUGAGGUAGCAGUGGAGGGGGAUUCUGGGAGUCCUGGAGCGUUGACACUAUGUGGGAGGUCCUGUCUGUCAGUGCUGACAACUUCAGCCAGGAUCCCAGGCUUCCUGUACUCCGCCUCCUUAUCUCAUCUCAUCUUGUACCUCCCCUGACGCCCUAGUCUUGGUUGAACCUCUUCUCUUGCCUUUCCUUCAAGUGUUACUUUCUCCUAUCUGCAUUCAAGGCCCACAGCACAAAGCGCAUCUUAAGAGAUGUGCUGGUCGCUCUCCUGGGCUUGGCUUGCAGCGUGGGAGUCAGCGGCAGGGUGUCCUAGCCCUGCUCACGACCCCUGAGGAGCCCAGAGUGUGCUGUGUGUGGCCAGCCACUUGGCUGGGCAGGCAGGCCAGGCAGGCUUUUCCCUGCAAGCUUCCAGAAGCAUGCUCCCUGCGAGGGAGCUGUGUUCUUUUUAUUUUGCCAAAUCUGUUCAGUUAAUCGAAUGAUUGAUUGAUUGGUUGGUUGAUUGAUUGAAGUGGCUGAAAGCAAGACUGGGAGUGAACUAAUGCUGGGUGCCUGCUGCCCAGUUGCUUCCUGGAGCAACUGUCCCUAAGAUGCUUUCAAGUCUUUGAGACAACAGGAGGCUGGGCCACGCUGAUUGUGCACAGGCAGGCAGACAGCAUGUCCUUAUAGACGAGUCCCCACCACUGGGACACAUGAGGCUCGAUGCCUGUUUUCUCCCCAUGUGCUUUCUUGCAGAAUCCUUGCCUUUCUGUUGUUAGGUCAGGUUUUCUAUAUGAAUUAUCAUCUGAAAUUCUGUAGCACAUCUCAUAGGUAUGGAUUUUUUUAAAUUAAAUAUUCCGAAUAAACUUUUUUUGAUCCA